Messenger RNA from Heterobasidion irregulare TC 32-1, 189 nucleotides. RefSeq lists its product as uncharacterized. The transcript has 2 exons. Gene Ontology annotation, cellular component: mitochondrial outer membrane. The annotation marks the transcript as partial. Lineage: Eukaryota; Fungi; Basidiomycota; Agaricomycetes; Russulales; Bondarzewiaceae. The record is from RefSeq and is a predicted model, not a curated record. Gene Ontology annotation, biological process: protein insertion into mitochondrial outer membrane; mitochondrial outer membrane translocase complex assembly.
UCGUCAGAUGGUUCGUACGACUCGGACGAUGAGCGCUUGGCACAGGAGGAGUGGGAGGAGAGCCUAGAGCAACUGGCGCAGCUCGUUUCAGUCGUGCUCCUGCCUUUCUUUGGCAAAUGGUUGGGUCGUCGAUGGAGUUAUUGGGCAUAUGCUCGAUAUCUUGAGCAUGGCAUCAGCCGGCCAUUCUUU